AUGGAGACCCUACAGAAGCAAGCCUUGAUCCGGAUGCCUUGCUCGAGCUUGUGUGCUGUCAAACUUGUGGAACGCGACCAUCUUUUUGGCGUCGACCUCAUCCUCGAUCCUAACACUGCAACCAUCUUUGCAAGUCUGAUCUCUUUAGCAUCUCGACAUGAAGCUCUCCUAUCAACAGUCUUUGAGCAGUCCUGGCGAUAUACGAAUCUGCUGGCAUACCCAAUAUCUGCUUCAUACAAGGGAUCUACUUCUGUGGCGUUGUUGAAUGCGUACACACCUCAGAAUCUCAAGGCGAUAGGACACUUUAGGUGUGAUGUGGACCUUGCCAAAGCUUGCGACAAGAAGAGCCCCAUUUGUCGAGUUUGA
Desarmillaria tabescens is the source of this 366-nucleotide messenger RNA. RefSeq lists its product as uncharacterized. Bases 1 to 366 code for a protein of 121 amino acids. Lineage: Eukaryota; Fungi; Basidiomycota; Agaricomycetes; Agaricales; Physalacriaceae. The transcript has a single exon. The record is from RefSeq and is a predicted model, not a curated record.